AUGGCGGAAAUUGAAGCUUCCAGUAUCUCCGCCGCGUCCGGCGGCGACGACGGCGGCAGACCGGUGGCGGUGAAGUUGGAAAAGAUGGUGGUGGAUGAAGUUGACGGCGGCGAUCGGCAGUCGUCACAGGAGCCGAACUCACGGCUGUUGUUGGAUCUUAAGCUUUCUAAUGAAGAGUCCGGCGAGGGAUCGGCGGAGAUUUUGAAGAGGAUAGUGUCGGCGCCGCCGCCGCCGCCGCCGGUGACGGUGGAUUCCUCCUCUUCUCAUGGUCAUGCAAAUGAGUUAUCUUCAAAUUCAAAAUCAAGGGUUUUUUCAUGCAACUUUUGCAAGAGGGAAUUUUCCACUUCCCAAGCCCUAGGAGGCCACCAAAAUGCCCACAAGCAAGAAAGAGCCAUGGCCAAGCGCUGCCAAGGAAUGGAACUCGGUGGCGGCCGGCCGCCGUAUUUAGCGUCAUAUUACCCGUAUACCGCCCUCUCAUCUCAUUCGUUCUACGGUUCGUCGCUUGGAGUACGAAUGGAUUCGAUGAUUCAUAAGUCAUCGUAUCGGUGGCUCAAAUCACCAGGGUUACAGUUUCAUGGUAGUUUAGCUUCUCGACCAACAGUGAAUAAUCUAAGAAUAUCUGCAUUUCAAGCUCAAAAUGGUGGGUUUCGAUUAACGACGAUGAUGAAUAAUAAUGUUGAAUCAACGAGGAGAUUUGAUGAAGAUAGAGCGAUUUUGAUACCAAAUUUGAAUCUUUCGGAACCCGUGUUGAAGAUCGAACACCAUGUCGACGAUGGCCAUGAACUUGAUUUAUCGCUCAAGCUUUAG
Cucurbita pepo subsp. pepo (vegetable marrow) is the source of this 807-nucleotide messenger RNA. RefSeq names its product zinc finger protein 1-like. Gene Ontology annotation, biological process: negative regulation of abscisic acid-activated signaling pathway. Lineage: Eukaryota; Viridiplantae; Streptophyta; Magnoliopsida; Cucurbitales; Cucurbitaceae. The record is from RefSeq and is a predicted model, not a curated record.